AUGACGCACUCCGGCUCGCGGCCUGUGCCGGCUAAUGCAGGAGCGUCCUCAGGCAGCUACAGAGAAGCGGUCCCGGAAUACGCGCCCUCUCCUUCACUUCGACCAGCUCUACCUGCCCCCUCUCAUCUUCCUAAGCGAGUGUUCGUGGGUAGCAUAGUGACUCCUGUCAAUUUGACUCACCUCAGACUCAUAGAGCGAGGUAUCUUGGGCGUCGGAACGGGCGGGGUGAUUCGGUUUGUAGAGGAUCUGGCGGAGGUGGAACUGAAGCUUGCUCAAGAAGAGGCGCGACAAAGGGCGUUUGUGGCUGAGGAGGAGGCAAGAGGUCGAUCACAGCACAGAAAAAGCCGCGAGCAGCUCAAAUCCCAUGCUGGGACGGAUGAGGACAGCUCAGGGCACAGCGAUGACGAGAGCCAUGAGGAAGGAGGGACCACCCCUGGGGCGCCUGCGAGGAGUAUGACUCCCAAACCGCUACCAGUGUUAAGUAAUGGCAAGACACAAACGUCGCAGCUUCCCACCACCUCUACGCGAGAUGUGUCAGCCGGCGGUCUUCAGAAUGGUUCAAAGCGAGAAGUGUCGCUUCCACCCCCUGCAUUGCCGACGGACAUGCCACUGGACUGGACAACUCAGACCGCUGCUGCACGCGAAGCUUCUGCAUCGCGAUCGCGCUCUGUGGGCAUCGGACUGCCACCCUCCCAGCAACAAGCAUUGGAGAGGAAAGCCAUUCUUUACGUGGUCAAGUCACACGGAUGGAACUUUGCAGAUUGCGAGGUCGUCCGAUUAGAUCCAGGUGCAUUCUUGCAACCGGGCUUCAUCGAUACGCAUACGCACGCAUGUCAGGUACCAAAUCUUGGUCUCGGUCAGCAGUACGAGCUGCUCGACUGGCUGCAGCACGUCACUUUUCCUAGAGAAGCGCGAUUCGAGGAUCCUGUGUAUGCGCGCAAGACGUAUGACAGCGUUGUCCAGAGGCUGCUGGACUCUGGCACUACCUGCGCCGCCAUCUUCGCCACGAUUCAUCGUGAGUCAUUCACGUGCCCUUCGGCACUUGCUCCUAUAUUGACCCGGCUACUAUCCAUCCGUUCGCAGAGGAGGCUACCUCUAUUUUGGCGGAGAUCUGUAAUGACAGGGGAAUGCGUGCCCUUGUGGGUAAAUGUGCAAUGGACAGGAACGCUCCUAUCAAUUACAUCGAAAAGGUCGGUCUUCAUUCCCUUCAGAGAUCUACCGAUGCCCUGACUUCCGCUGACUCGAAGUCAUCUGUCGCUUGCGCAGAACGCUAGCGUAUCUCUCGAGGCGACGAAGACCUUUAUAAAACACGUGCGAUCCUUGCGACCGCAUGGGGAAUAUCCUGACGCCUUGUCGCCAACAAUGACCCCAACGCAUACCUCCGGAUCUCCAGAGAUGGACGCCAGCAUUGCCCGCCUAUCGGCGACGAUGUCUGAGAUAAUGAGCAGCGGUGACGCUAAAGAGCGAUCUGAGAGCCGCGAUCGACACAAUGACGCCUUGCAACUUUCAACGGGGACAUCGCCUCCCGAGUCCCACGCCGAUGCGGGAAGAUCUGAGAACAACAGGCUGUCACAAUCUGCAAUUCUCGAGAAACAGCCGCAUUCCUCUGGCUGGGCUUCGCAUCGGGUCGAGCGUAAAAAUAGAGCCAGUGCGCCCUCGUCCGCCGCGCUGACUCGUAAUCACAGCAGCAGCCGGUCAUCCCGCAAGCCAAAGAUCAGCGCCCCUCUCGUUCAACCAAUCUUGACACCGCGCUUUGCGAUCUCUUGCAGCGACUCGAUGCUCGCGAGCAUUGCUGCGCUUUGGUCCCGGGAUCCAUCUCUCCGUAUCCAGACACACUUGUCCGAGAAUGAAGGCGAGAUAGCAUUCACCAAGAAGCUCUUUCCCUUCGCGGAUAACUACACGAGCGUGUACGAGCACUUUUCGCUUUUGACUCCAAGAACAAUUCUAGCUCAUGCCAUACACCUCGAAAGUUCCGAGAUGGACCUUAUUCGAAAGCGAGACUGCGGAAUCUCGCAUUGUCCGAACAGCAACUUUAACCUGCGCUCAGGCACAAGCCGGAUCGGAGAAAUGCUGAACAGGGGGAUCACCAAGAUCGGCCUCGGCACAGAUGCAAGCGGCGGCUUCGGACUUGGUAUCUUGAGCGCGAUUCGGGAAGCGAGCGUAGUUGCCAAAGUCCUCAGCUUUCCACAACGCGGCAAGCAAGAAGGUGAAUUGUUGACAGCACAAGGUCUUGGAGACUGCGCGCCAGUCGACUUACUACUCAAGAAGGGGAAGGAGCAAACGAAUGAGUCGAGAGAGCCGCAUACAAGCCGAGAGCAUCAAACGCCUCCUGAGGACGGCAGACACCCCAUGCCUCCUGUGGACCAUCAGCACAAAGUCAAGAGACCCGCUAUCACGCAGAAGGGCCCUGCCACGCCCAGCGGCGCGGCGACGGCUCCUCGGAAGACGAGUGUCAGCACGACUGGAAGUUCCACCAGUAGUCAUGCGAGUGACUCUGCGAGCACGCCUGGCACAUCCGCUGCUGAAGACGAACCUCAGCUCGGAAGCGAUCAAGGGAAAAGCACCAAAGCCACGCCGCCUGAGGCGCAGGACGGUACCUCGACAGACUUUUGUGCUGGGCCCUUGAGCAUCGCUACAUUGUUCUACCUCGCCACUCUCGGAGGCGCGCACGUGUGUAGCUUGGCCGACACUAUCGGAAGUCUAGACGUAGGCAAGGUGAGGGAAUUGCAGCGCGAGGUCGGGCAAAUAGAAUUUCGCGCUGAUGAUUUGCCCUUGCUCCCGCGACCUGUUAGGAAUUUGAUGCCCUGCUGAUCCGGACCACCUCAAAUUGGGAUCCAGUCAAGGGCUACAGAGGCUGUCCCAACCUCUUCAUCGAGGAGGAAGACACCAUCGAGACUCGUCUAGAAAAGGUGCGAACUCCGAAUCUGGGUCUCGCUGUGGAGAGUGCAUGCCUAGAAGCCAUGUAUAUUGCACUGAUGCCUUCCAUUUUCGACCAACGUAGUUCCUCUUUUGUGGUGAUGAUAGGAACAUCUCGUCAGUCUUUGUACGAGGUCGAUGUGUCGGUGGGGCGGAUCCCAUCAGCUGA
Molecule: messenger RNA, 3085 nt
Organism: Ceraceosorus bombacis
Lineage: Eukaryota; Fungi; Basidiomycota; Exobasidiomycetes; Ceraceosorales; Ceraceosoraceae
Source: the annotation of a GenBank genome assembly